Messenger RNA from Elaeis guineensis (African oil palm), 3978 nucleotides. RefSeq lists its product as uncharacterized. Lineage: Eukaryota; Viridiplantae; Streptophyta; Magnoliopsida; Arecales; Arecaceae. The record is from RefSeq and is a predicted model, not a curated record.
ACUUAUCCUUUUUUUUUUUGAAUACGAUGUGGCCUCUUACCGCAACUCCAGGGAGAACCCAUCGCCACGUAACUGCUCCCGGGGGGCCCGCGAUCGUCUUUGCGCCCAGUUUCUAACGCAAGCGCGGGAGGCGGGCCCGGCCGGAGCCGUCCUUUUCGUUCCCACCUCGCAUUUAGCAAGGAAAGGAGCACCUUAGCCGAACGCAGAUCCACCAACCAACCAUACAUGCACCCCCAUAACUACCAUUAUUACAUGGUAACCCCACCACUUCUUAUUUCCUUUCUGCUUUCUUUCAUUGACCCUCUCUCUUGGAUGAUUCCGGAUUCCUUCUUGUGGACCUGAAACAAGAGCAGAUCUCUGCAAAAUCUGAUCUUCCCCUUGGGAAGCAGACAGCAAAUUUCCAAGGAGAAGGGGAUAGAGAGAUUUAGAGAAAGAAGAGAGGCGUUAGUCUACUCCCAAGGCUGCAUUGGACUCUUUUCCUUUGCUCCCAAGGCUACUUAAUCUGGGAUACACUCUUCUGAAGGAAGAAUUGGAAGUGGGGAGGCAAAGCAGAUCCAAGUCUUUCAUCCUUCUGAUUCUUUUCUCACUCCGCAGCGUAGCCUAGCAUGUUGAAGUGAGUGCAAGCAGAGGAUCUGCCAAUCCCUCUCACCUUCAGUUAAAGAAAUGAUGAUGGAAUGUUGUGUACCAUCAUGAGAACUGAUAGUGGGGUUCCUCUUUACAUGCUUGGAACUUUAUAGUCAUGACUUCAACAAUGCAGACAGAUGAAGCAGCGCAUGGGGAAACCAGAGUAAUGGAAUCUGGUGCACAAGAAAGGAGAAAUUCGCUUCAGCAUCAGUUCUCAAAAUCAUCAAAGGAGAGAGAAUUACACCCCAGACAAAUCAGGCAUAUAAAAAUGCGAGAGAAGGAUAAGGCCUUGAAAACUGCAAAGCUCAAUGUAAUGACAGUUUCAGAUCUGCAAGCUUCCAGUGUGGGCUCAGUCUCUUCUAUGCCCUCUGGGAGCUAUCAAAAGCCUUGGCCCAGCACAAAAGCAGCUGGAGCUGAAGAACUGGUCAAACACAUGUCAAAGGUUCCAAGUUAUCUCCAGCGCAUGGAGACAAGAGACAGCAUUCAGGAGAAGGCACUGAAUGUUGGAGUUCUUGAUUGGGGGCUUCUUGAGAAGUGGACAUACCAUCAGAAACAAAUGGCAAAUGAGAGAGGUGAAAAUUCUUCAUCUACUUGUGAUCAGUCCUUUUCAUUUUCUACAUUUGGAUCAUCUGUCCAAUCUCAUGGAAGCACAGGUAGCCCUAUUCCUCGAAGGAAGCAAUCUGCUUUCGGGAAUGCUUAUCAAAAUCCAUCUGUUAUGGGAACUCAAACACGGUUGAUGGAGAAUAGAAGUUCUGAACAUGUCAUGGAUUUUCAGGAUCCAAAAACUUCAACCAUGCAUCUAGAUGCAGAUCGUGGUACAGGUACCAAUUAUAUGAGGCACAAGCAUUUGAAAGACAAGAGAAAAUAUCCAGGCUUCAGUGGCACGUCUCGUAAGAUGUCCCUACCUCCAGACUCGAGCACUUCAUGUGCAACUUCCAAAGAUGUUGAUACCUCAGAAAUGCUCAAGUCAGUAGAGGCUGAAGAUGGUAGAUCAAAGAAAGCAGAACAAAAGCAAUACCGAGCUUUGUUUCAGAACAAGGAGUGCAUGUGGGAUCAUCUCGAGCAGAGUGUUCGUGCAAGAUGUAGUAGCUUUGAGUCAUCUGUAUCUCAUGAUGGAAUGCCAACAGAGGGACAUCGCAACAGUUUUUCAGGUAGAUUUCCCGAUGAUAUCCAGUCCACCUAUCAAUCUCGUCAUGUUCCCCACUCAUGUCGACUCCCUUGCACCAUUUUUACCGAUUUACCUGCAUCAGCCAGCAAUCUUCUUGGAGAAAAGAAAGUUCAGGUCACCAAUGCAGAAGGCCAAAAUAGGAAACAUGACCAAUUUACUCGCAAUUUUUGUGAGCAAUUUCAAGUUAAUAAAGAUGAUAAAUUAGGUCAAGCUGAAGAAAAGGCAACCACUGCAAAAGGAACAAAAUUGCCUGACUGUUUGUCAAGUGCUGGUCCAACUUCUACAAGCAGAAGUUCAUGGGAAGAUUCAUCUUUACAACAAUCAAAAUCACUUGCAUGUCCAGAAAGGUCUGAUGAGGACAAGGCAACUGCAACUAACAAAGGUAGGCGCAGCCCAUUUAAGAGGAUAUUAGAUCCAUUACUUAAGCCAAAGAACCACAUUUAUUUUUCUGGACCAAUUGCAGCCUCAUCCAUUCAUAACUCUCAAAAGCUAAAUGAUGCUGGUAAGCCUCUGAUGAGGGAAGAAUUAGCAUUAUCAUAUGGGCCACGCAACUCAUCUGAUACAGGCCUUAAUUUCAUUUGGCAUUCACAGGAAAAUCUGAACUCCUCACAUAAGGUGCUCAACAAUAGCAGAGGGUCACAGAAAGAUGAGGGGCAGUUGGCUUCAACAAGGCAAGCUCUUUUGCAACUGGCUUGGAAGAAUGGACUACCUCUGUUUAUGUUCUCAUCUAGUGAUAGUGAUAUUCUUGCAGCCACAGUGAGUAAGAAAAGCAUAUCUAAUAACGACAAUUGCAAAUGCAUUUAUACAAUAUUCUCUGUUCAUGAAGUUAAGAAGAAAAGUGGAAUGUGGAUUAACCCUACAAGCAAGACUAAGAAACAUGGGCUGCUCUCUAAUGUCAUUGGCCAGUUGAAGGUUUCAUGUUCCAUGCUCACCAAUCAUGAUUCCAAGAGCCAUUCUGUUGUGAGAGAAUUUGUUUUGUUUGGUUCUGAGAUGGCACCAACAUCCCAUAAAUCUGUUAGUUCUCUGUGUAAUAAUGAGCUUGCAGCCAUAAUUGCCCAGGAUCCUCGAGAGAAGCCGGAAAGUUCUAGGGUUCAUUUAGUACACUGCAGCAAAUGCAAGUACUCGUCACCAGUAAAUUUGGAAGAAAAUGUAUGUUCCCGUUGCGCACGAGGUGGUCAGCAGGUUGAUCAGAAUAAUGGCAAUUCAUCCGUAUCUACAGUUAUAGCCAUACUUCCAAGUGGGGUUCAUGGCUUGUCAGAUAAAGGAGAACCCUCCCCUUUGAUCCAAAGAUGGAAAUCAGGCGGAACGUGCGAUUGUGGUGGCUGGGAUGAAGGUUGCAUGCUAACUGUCCUGACUGACAAUCAAGAGAAAAGGAGCUCGGAUUUGGUCCAAGCUAGUUGCACCACUGAUGGUACUCACCGAUUUGAAUUGUUCGUUCAGGGUGGGUCUCAUGAGAGCAAACAUGCCUUCAGUAUGGUUUCUUUCAAAGAGGGACUGUAUACAGUUGAUUUCAGGUCAUCCAUUGCUUUACCGCAGGCUUUUGCAAUUUGCAUAGCUAUCGUUCAUAGCAGGGAGUCAACCAUUCGCUCAGUGGAAGGACAGACUUUACAGGAACAUAUAAUUGCUGAAAAUAGGAGGAAGGUGCCUGGGAGUUACGUACCAAACCAUCCACCUCUUUCCCCUGUUGGGAGAGCUUAAAUGCCCCUGCCGAUCCGUUGAGCGAAAGGUAUAAUAUCUUGGCUUGCGCUUUGAAUUCUUUCUGCUACGUGCCAAUAAGUAGAUACAAUCAAGGGGACCUGCCUCCGCGUAUAGCUGUUUCAUAUUUGCUGGCAUGUGGUACUUGAAGCCCAUUGUGGCCAAAAUGUGGGCUACGAUGCGUGGCUCCAUGUUGUUGUAUUAUAUGAAGAAAAAUGCUUCAUCGCACCACUUGUUCCCCCACUCCCAGCACCCGCGUGUGGUGAUUAAUAGACCGAUACAUAGGAUCUGCCUGUUAUUCGUGUGAGGCAUGUACUGUGUUGAUCCCUGACUGCCAUAUGGACUGGUCCUGUGAGCGCGGAAAUAAGUGUAGGGAAGCAGCACUCAUAUUAAUGUGAACAGCAUUAGAAGAAUCUUCGUCUCAAAAGGCAGUAAGGAUCUUUGUACUAUAUUGCGUCUUGAGAAAAUAAUAGAACAUAAUCUUUUUAUCC